UGAUGCAAGAUGGCGGCGCACAUAAGCGGCUAAGGCGUGGAGUGGAGAAUGCUGGCGGCGGCCGGGACUCUUCUGGGGCGGCGGCUGAGAUGGCCGGCACCGGCCCGCGAGCACUGGAGAGCGGCCGGGAGCUCACGGAGCCGGCGUGAGGCGGCCGAGGCCGAGGCGGACGCGCCAGUGUUCCAGUAUGUGGGUGAGCGCGCGGUCCGCGCCGAUCGCGUCUUCGUAUGGGGCUUCAGCUUCUCGGGGGCUCUCGGAGUGCCCAGCUUCGUGGUGCCGGCCUCGGGGCCCGAACCCCGCGCUGGGCUGCGGCCCCGACGCAGAAUCCAGCCGGUACCUUACCGCCUGGAGCUGGACCAGAAGAUUUCCUCUGCUGCCUGUGGCUAUGGAUUCACACUGCUGUCCUCCAAAACCAAGGACAUUACGAAAGUUUGGGGCAUGGGACUCAACAAAGAUUCUCAACUUGGAUUCCACAGAAGCCGGAAGGAUAAAACCAGGGGCUAUGAGUACGUUUUGGAGCCCUCGCCUGUCCCGCUGCCCCUCGACAGACCUCAGGAGACAAAGGUGUUGCAGGUGUCCUGCGGCCGAGCACACUCCCUUAUCCUGACAGACCGAGAAGGUGUCUUCAGCAUGGGGAACAAUUCCCACGGGCAGUGCGGACGGAAGGUGGUGGAGGACGAAGUGUACAGUGAGAGUCACAAAGUGCACAGGAUGCAGGACUUUGAUGGACAGGUGGUUCAGGUUGUCUGUGGUCAGGACCACAGCCUGUUCCUCACGAACAAAGGGGAAGUGUAUUCUUGUGGAUGGGGUGCCGAUGGACAGACAGGCCUGGGUCACUACAACAUCACCAGCACACCCACCAAGCUGGCCGGAGACCUUGCUGGGGUGACGGUUGUUCAGGUUGCCACCUACGGUGAUUGCUGCUUGGCUGUGUCCUCAGAUGGAGGUGUCUUUGGCUGGGGAAAUUCUGAGUACCUGCAGCUGGCCUCGGUCACAGACUCCACUCAGGUUAAUGUCCCUCGGUGCCUGCCUUUCUCUGACGUAGGCAAGGUGAAGCAGGUGGCUUGUGGUGGCACGGGCUGUGCUGUAUUGAAUGAAGAAGGACAUAUCUUCGUCUGGGGCUACGGAAUUCUUGGGAAAGGACCAAACCUCUUGGAAACGGCUCUUCCAGAAAUGAUUCCACCUACGCUCUUUGGCUUGACGGAGUUCAACCCCGAUGUCCAGGUUUCCCAGAUCCGAUGUGGCCUUAGCCAUUUUGCUGCACUUACCAAUAAGGGGGAGCUGUUCGUGUGGGGCAAGAAUAUCCGAGGGUGCUUGGGAAUUGGACGCCUUGAAGACCAGUACUUCCCAUGGAGGGUGACAAUGCCCGGUGAGCCUGUGGACGUGGCAUGUGGUGUGGAUCACAUGGUAACUCUGGCCAAGUCAUUCAUCUGAAUCUCUUUCCGGGCCCAUCCCAGGCUGGCCCCAGUGGCUGAACUAUACCGACAGCAACAGCUUGGCAGAGGCAGGGUGUGGCCAACCAGCAGAGCUUCUGAGGAUGCUGGGAGAGGGCCAGGACCUGUGUGGAGCAGGGGGCUUACUCUGUGUCCAGUGGGGACAUAAUAGGAGUCUGUGGACAAGACCUUUCCCUGCUGCUGAGGCUCCUGGCCUGGUGUGCUCCUGAGGAGUACCAGGGCAUAAGGCCCUAGGAUGGCCUGGCUCAUGUCCUUUCCAGGUAACACGUGGUGCCAUCUGGGAAUGCAUUUUGCCAGAGACACUUUUCUUAGGGGAAGUUCGUUAUUCAUGGCACAUUGGAGACAUGACAAAGCAUUCAGGAGAAUCUGUAGUCCUCUGUCACAACAGGACACAUUUGGGCCUCUGGCUGGCCCAACUCAGCAGGAGAGCCAGCUAACUUCAGCAAGGGCCUCUCUGAUCAGCUGCCACCCCACAAGCUCCCCAGGACACAGUCUGGGAGCCCAGAAUGCCUUGGCUUGAGACUCUUUAUGGAGCUGCCGGUGUGAGCCAGCCUACCACCAUGGGUCUACAGUAUCCCAGCUUUGGAGCCGUCUCUCUGCCUUUCUUUGAACAGUCCAGAAGCCCCUGAAGAAAGAAGCUGCAGGCCAAAUGCUUGUGGGCUGAGGGCUGUGGAAUCUUGGCUGGAGGACCAGCCUUGGAGUAGGAAGCAUCAGAAACUGGGGAAAUACUUGUUUUUAAGAAAACUUGCCUUUUCUUUUCAGAACAGUGUUUGAAAAGUUCGAAUAAAGUCUAUUUUCUGCCUUUUUAAAAA
Myodes glareolus (Bank vole) is the source of this 2266-nucleotide messenger RNA. RefSeq names its product RCC1 like (gene Rcc1l). The record is from RefSeq and is a predicted model, not a curated record. Gene Ontology annotation, molecular function: rRNA binding; guanyl-nucleotide exchange factor activity. Gene Ontology annotation, biological process: positive regulation of mitochondrial translation. NCBI's taxonomy places the organism in Eukaryota, Metazoa, Chordata, Mammalia, Rodentia, Cricetidae. Gene Ontology annotation, cellular component: mitochondrial inner membrane.